Messenger RNA from Helianthus annuus (common sunflower), 1653 nucleotides. Its product is annotated as 1-aminocyclopropane-1-carboxylate oxidase homolog 1. The record is from RefSeq and is a predicted model, not a curated record. The transcript has 3 exons. The coding region runs from base 447 to 1547 and encodes 366 amino acids. NCBI's taxonomy places the organism in Eukaryota, Viridiplantae, Streptophyta, Magnoliopsida, Asterales, Asteraceae.
UUUUUUUUUUUUAUUUAUUUUUUUUUUUUGGGGGGGGGGGGGGUGUGGAGAUCAUUGUUCUUCAUCUAGACGAAGAAUUCCAUCUAAAGAAGAUCUUCAAAGACAACAUUGUUCAUGCUCUAACUAGUUCAGUUUAUUUAAAACAAAACCAACUUAUUGACAUAUUUAAAAUUUACAAUGAUUUAUUAUCAUAAUCGUUUUCAACUUUAACUAACCAACUCAACUGACAUAAAAAGAAUACUAACUAAAACAAACAAGAAAUGAAGAAAAAAUAAGAAGAAAGAAGUCACCAUAUGAUAAUUAGAGAUAAGUCAGUUUUAAAAGGUUGCGUCCACAUAUAUUUAAUGAAAUAUAUUGUGAUGAACAAUAUGGACACGUUAUGGUUAUGAAUAUCAUACAUUAUUAUUUAUUACUUCAACGUUUUUGUAUUCUAGAUCACAAACAAAAUGGUCCUCAAUGACACGUCUACAUGUCAACCGGACUAUGACCGGAAAGCGGAGCUGAGGGCGUUCGACGAAACCAAAACCGGCGUCAAAGGACUUGUUGAUGCCGGAAUAACAGAAGUCCCUAGAAUAUUCCAUCUACCUUCACCCGAAAACCUCAACUCCCAACAACCCGAGCUAACUCUUCCAACCAUCGACCUUCAAGGAAUCGACGAAGAUCCAAUACGACGAAAGGAUGUUAUCGUGAAAAUGAAGGAUGCGUUAGAGAGCUGGGGAUUCUUUCAGUUGGUGAAUCACGGAAUCCCGAAUAAUAUAUUGGAGGAGAUGAUGAAAGGAGUGAUGGAUUUUUAUGAGCAAGAGAGUGAGGUGAAGAAGCAGUGGUACACAAGGGAUAUGAGUGGGAAGACUAGGGUGGUGUAUAACAGCAACUUUGACUUGUAUGCUGCACCGGUGACCAACUGGCGAGACACCUUCUACUGCACCAUGGCUCCUAACCCUCCUCAACCACACGAGCUGCCACCCCCUUGCAGGGAUAUUUUGUUGGAGUAUUCGAAACAAGUGAUGAAACUUGGGGUUUGUUUGUUUGAGUUGAUGUCCGAGGGUCUUGGGCUUGACCGAAACCACCUUUUGGACAUAGGAUGUGCCGAUGGGCUUGCUGUUCUUGGACAUUACUAUCCUUCUUGUCCACAACCUGAAUUAACAAUAGGCACCCGAGAUCACACUGAUAAUGAUUUUAUCACGAUUCUUCUGCAAGAUCAUAUUGGUGGCCUCAGGGUCUUUUAUCAGGAUCGAUGGAUUGAUGUUCCUCCUAUACCGGGAGUUCUUGUAGUGAAUGCUGGAGAUCUUUUGCAGUUGAUUACAAACGACAAGUUUGUGAGUUCGCAACACAAAGUGGUGGCAAACAAGGUUGGGCCAAGAGUAUCAGUGGCGUCAUUCUUUACUACAGGUCAUAUCCAGAAUUCGAAGGUGUAUAGACCGAUCACUGAGUUGCUUUCAGAAGACAAUCCAGCCAAGUAUAGAGGCACAGCAAUAAAAGAAUACUUAGAUUACUUUAACGCAAAGGGACUUGAUGGCACUUCUGCCCUUUUGCAUUUCAAGAUCUAACUCAUUUAGAAGUCAAUAUGGGAAUCAUCACUACGAGUUAAAGCUAUUAAUUUCAUGUUCAUCAUAUGGUAAAUGUAAUAUAUCUUGACUCACGGUUUUUCUUUUU